AAUUAAACAGAAGACCAACAAGACGACAGACAAUCCAACAGCGCGACACCUUACCUUCCCUCUUUAAUUAAUCAGCAAAACCAACGCAGGCAGUUAGCUAUGGCUAGCUGCUAGUUAGCUUGAACCUUCAACCUUCAACCCUCACCCACCCAAGCCUCUCUUCAUCAAUUCCAACGCAGACCCAUUCAGAACAAAACACAAACAGUUGGUGGGAAAUCGAGCUAGAAGCGUAGUCAGAAGGUGGCGGGCCUGGCUGUGGUACUGGUGGCUGACUGGCGGUGACCUGUGAUGCUGCCGGCGGUGGCGGAGGCGGUCAGAGGCUUGAGUUGGGUGAGGGUGUGGGGCGCGGGAGGGUGUGGGGUCGGGUGUUAAUGGAGACGUUUUCCCGUUCUUACUCUUUUCUGGUGUGUUAUUAUUAUUCCUUCUUUGUGAAAAACAGAACGUGAAGGGGGAAGGUACGUUUGCGUAACCACCACCACACCAGUUCAAUUAUUUCGCUCACCACCGCACCAUCAGCGUUUCGGUUUCCAGCUCCUCUCAAACCCAUCCUUUGUUUAUUUCCCGUUCCCUUUUCUUUUCUUCCAUUGAUUGAUUGAUUGGUUGAUUGAUUGAUUCUAUCCCUUUUAUGUUUUGCGUCCAUGACGGUUCACGUUCUCUGAUCCUCCUCCACACCUUCUCUUCCGUGCUUUAAUUUCAGCCUCUUCUGUUCCGAGUUUCUGUUCAUUUGAGAUCCUACGAACGAGCACCGGAAUCAGACAUUUCCAGGUAAAUUUUUUGCUUUCUUUCUCAGAAACUCUAUUUCUGGGCUUCUGGCUGUCGGGUUUGAUUUGGGUCAGCUUGUGUUUCGCCAGAGUCGAACGAUUCAGCGCGUUUGAGGUAUACUCUUCCUGCCUAGUUUGCUUAUUUUUCAAGAGAAAUACUCCAAGGAAAAUUAGGUUUUACUCUCGUAAAAUGUUGGGAGGCAACAACAGCAAUCCUAUGCUUCCUGUCUUUUUGGAUCAGAAUAAUUUCCCUUUUCAAAAUAAUGCCUCAAAUCAGCUGCAGUUAUUUGGAAAUCUACCAGCUGGAUGUAGUGUUGAUCCGGUGAAUUACCUUGGAAAUGAACAUAGCACUCCUAUGCUUCGGCCAAAUAAGCGAAGCAGAGAUGCAGAAGAUAUCUCGAGGCAGCAAAAACUUCAAAUUUCCUUGAAUUAUAAUAAUAUUUGUAAAGAUGAGGCUGACCGUUCGGCAAGUCUUCCUAACCAAAAUCCUGUAUCAACUGGGUUAAGGCUUUCAUAUGAUGAUGAUGAACGCAACUCCUCUGUCACUUCAAGUGGAAGCAUGACAGCUGCACCAUCAAUCAUCUUGUCACUUGGUGACAGUAUUGGGACUGAGCUUGAUCGGCAGAAGGAAGAAUUUGAUCAAUAUAUCAAAGUUCAGCAAGAUAACUUAGCAAAGGGAGUGAGGGAAAUGAAACAGAGACACAUGGGUUCUUUCCUGACUGCUGUAGAGAAAGGUAUCACUAAGAAGUUACGGGAGAAGGAUGUCGAGAUAGAGAACAUGAACCAUAAAAACAGGGAACUGGUUGAGAGAGUGAAGCAGGUAGCAAUGGAAGCUCAGAAUUGGCAUUAUAGAGCAAAAUACAAUGAAUCAGUGGUAAAUGUGUUAAAGAACAACCUCCAACAGGCAAUUUCACUGGGUGCUGAACAAGGGAAGGAAGGAUUUGGGGACAGUGAAGUAGAUGAUGCUGCCUCAUACAUUGACCCAAACUACCUGAGCAUUCCAGGUGGACUUGGGAAAUCGGCUUCCAGAAGUUAUCAAGGCUUGAAGGAGCAAAUGAUCUGCAGAGCAUGCAAGGCCAAGGAAGCCUCCAUCCUGUUGAUGCCUUGUAGGCACCUAUGUCUGUGUAAGGACUGUGAUGGGUUUGUUAGUGUUUGCCCUGUUUGCCAGUUGAUGAAAACUACUAGUAUUCCUGUGUACCUGUCCUGAUUCCAGAUUGUUCAGCAUUCCCUUGGUGCCUGGUGGAGCAUGACUCAUCAUCGGAUGAUGACGAGAGAAACAUCAAACAUUAGUGCAACCAUUCCAUGUUUCAUGUGCAUUUGUUUUGUGGUGAUGAUUUUUGCUCACUCUGGGUGUCAAAAUGAUAUAUGCAGGACCAUCCAAUUCAGUAAUUCAUAAGCAAGCCAACCAAUCCCAGUGCCUUGGGAACUAAUGACACUUAAAUAUUUUAUCACUGGAAUUCUGAGAUGGGGCUGUUUGACCUGGGAAACAAGUGGUUGAAGCUAAUAUAAUUCUCCAUGUUUGAAGCCUCAGCCCGUGCAGCUGGCAUGGAUAAACCUUAGGCCUACCAUUUCAAUUGAUUUCGGCAGGAAAAUUGUAGACACCAUUAGUUGUGAAAGUAUAUUUUUUAAAUUUUUUGUUUUUAGUUUGUCGAAAAAUAAUAAAAAUUUUAACUUAUUUUUUAGGUUUUCAAUUUUCAUAUUGAAAAGACACAACAUAAAGAGCUUGUUUAGUUGUACAAAA
Molecule: messenger RNA, 2502 nt
Organism: Malania oleifera
Lineage: Eukaryota; Viridiplantae; Streptophyta; Magnoliopsida; Santalales; Ximeniaceae
Product: probable BOI-related E3 ubiquitin-protein ligase 2
Exons: 5
Coding region: 952-1968 (338 amino acids)
Molecular function (GO): ubiquitin-protein transferase activity
Source: RefSeq, a predicted model, not a curated record